Molecule: messenger RNA, 438 nt
Organism: Entrophospora candida
Lineage: Eukaryota; Fungi; Glomeromycota; Glomeromycetes; Entrophosporales; Entrophosporaceae
Source: the annotation of a GenBank genome assembly
AUGCAUAAAAAUAAAAAUGAUAUCAAGGCAAUUAUAAUUCAGGUCAAAAAUUAUAAAGAUAAGCAAUCCAAAAACACAAUGAGGAGAAAAGCUGGACCACCACUUUCACCAGAGAUUGUUUUCCCUGAAGAGCUAGAAAAAUGUAUUGGAAAAAAUAAUUUAGGAAUAUAUUUGAAUAUUGGACAAGCAUAUGUGGAAGAACCUUUUAUUCAACCAUGUUUUUAUGAUGGGAAAAAAGUUAUCUUUGAUACUGAUCCAUCUAGAACAAUCACUACUCAUUCUCAAACACAAAAACUUGUUCUGGAAUCUUCUAUUUCAUGGAUUGAUCCAUUCAAUCAUACAAAAUCAUUCAAUUAUCAACAGAUUUUACAUCAGAUGAUGUUUCCUACUUAUGGCAAGAAAAGGUCAUUGGAUGAUGAAAAUGAUAUGGAUAUAUAG